Messenger RNA from Eimeria mitis, 348 nucleotides. RefSeq lists its product as uncharacterized. The record is from RefSeq and is a predicted model, not a curated record. Bases 1 to 348 code for a protein of 115 amino acids. NCBI's taxonomy places the organism in Eukaryota, Apicomplexa, Conoidasida, Eucoccidiorida, Eimeriidae. The transcript has 5 exons.
AUGCUGCGCGCUCUUAGACAGCAGCAGCAGCAGCAGCAAGGUGCAAUGCUGCGCGCUCUUAGCCUGCUGCGCAGCAGCAGCAGCAGCAGCAAGGUGCAAUGCUGCGCGCUCUUAGCCUGCUGCGGCGAGCAGCAGCAGCAGCAGCAAGGUGCAAUGCUGCGCGCUCUUAGCCUGCUGCGGCGGCGGGAGUCCUCUGGCGGCUCUGAGAACGUCAACAGCAGCAACAGCAUCAGCAUCAGCAGCAGCAGCAGCAGCAGCAGCAGCAGCAGCAGCAGCAGCAGCAGCAGCAGCAACUUCGAUGAUGCUAUAAGAGGCAGCAGGGAAGCCAUCAGCACCCUCGUUCGAUGA